Messenger RNA from Rhinopithecus roxellana (golden snub-nosed monkey), 5549 nucleotides. RefSeq names its product upstream binding transcription factor (gene UBTF). The record is from RefSeq and is a predicted model, not a curated record. The transcript is spliced from 21 exons. Lineage: Eukaryota; Metazoa; Chordata; Mammalia; Primates; Cercopithecidae. The coding region runs from base 2606 to 4900 and encodes 764 amino acids.
UGAUUCAUGUUCAUCCUGUUUUAUUCCAAAGCAUUUUACCGAAAAGCCCCUUGGCCCAGCCAAAAAGUUCAGGGCCAGGAGCCAGGACACCUGGACUCCAGAUCUGCUUGUGGAAGAUUUGGAACGUUGUUGGUGGGGGAGGUCUCAGGUUCUCUCGCUGUAAUGUGGCAAGUGCCAUCUGUGGAGGACUUUACAAUUUUACAUACAUCAUCUCAUUUGACCUUCCGAUCCCUAGUGAGAGAAGCCAAGUAAAUAGGAUUGCUAUUCUAACUUUACAGAUGUGGAAACUGGGACCAGGGAGUUAAUAAGACACUCAGAUGCACACACUAUUAAGGUGGGAAGGCUGGAACUUUGGAUUCCAAACCCUUUGCUCUUUCCUAGUCAAAACAAUAGUCAGUUCUAUGCCUCACUUUUCCUUUUUUUUUUUUUUUUUUUUUAACAUAUUAUAAUAGGGUGUGUGUGUGUUUGUAGAGGCAGGGUCUUGCUAUGUUGUCUAAGCUGAUCUCGAACUCCUGGGCUUAAUCACUUAAGACCUCCUGUCUCGGUCUCCCAAAGUGCUGGGAUUACAGAUGUGAGUCAGUGCGCCUAGCCCACCAUGCCUCACUUUUAGUGCAGUGUGAUCCUACACAAAUUGCCCUGUGUAUAUUCCAAAGGCCGAUCUGGGUUUGUAAGGUCAAAAACAUGUGCAAUUCCAGGGUGAGGGGUAGGUGGUCGGUGGCUCUUUUGACAAAAAAAAAAAAAAAAAAAAAAAAAGGAUGAAAACAAAACUAAGUUCAGGGUCUUGGGCAGGCCCUGAAAGUUAGGGGCCUAGAAGCUGAAAUUAAUCUACCAGUGGUAAAUCCGCCUCUCCUACAUGCCAGUGCCCCCAAAAGCAAACAAACAAAAACAGGACACAUCAGAUCUUGACAGGGCUUCCUCCCUGUUUGUGAAACGUGACAGAAGUGGGAUCUGGAAGUCCUGGGAAAACAAUCUCAUUUCUCCCAGGAGACAAGAGGAAUUACAGCAGCAAAGAGGCAGGCCGAGUGGAGGAGAAGGCUGCAUGCCAGGGGAGAGUCGAAAGGGGCUGGGUGAUCCAGCUGGCCGAGAUGCGGGCAGUAGAGCCUCGGUGUGGGAGACUGGCAGCCUGAGAGCCAGGAGCAAUGGCGCUGCCCCAGAAGCCGUGGCUGGAGGCCGGGCCUGCUGGAAGCAGCCUUCCUUCAGAUGGUCUUCUGGCUCCCUGCGUCCUGUUCUGAUAACCUUUCCUCUGAAAAGGGGAGGUAAAGACAGACAACCACAGCUAUGGUAGUGGGAAGGUGGGUGGUGGACCCCGUCCAGGCCUUUCAUCCCCGGCCUGCAGGAUAGUGAACCGGGAGACGUCUCGUCGGAGGCUGCUCCGCUGCCGCCCGGAGCAGCGAGAACCGGGUGCUGGGCUCCCCUCGCGGCUGCCCGCCGCCGCCGGGGGGCAGCGCCUGCGGCCUGCUUUCCCAGGGCCGGCCGAGGCUUUUUGACAAGCUGAUUGCGCGGCGGGGAUUGGCUGGUCCGGGCGUGACGCCGGUAACAACAAAGGUGGAGUUGGAAGAAAUUAGAUUAAAGGAGAGAAAAAAAAUUAAAGGGGGAGCUGGCAGAAGACAGGCGAUAUAGACCGAGGGGGAGAUGCGCCAAGUGGUGUCUCCCGGUUCCGACUCCCCCCCACCCGCCUCGACCCCAGAAGAUCCCUCGCGCAAACCCACUGAGAUUUUGCUCUUUCCCCUACCCCCGCCCAGUGACCGACGCCGGGGUAGGAAGGAUAGCUGCUGCUUCUUGAAAAAUCCCCGCAACUCCCACCCUGACACCCCUCACUACGACCCAGGGGGAGAACUUUUUGCUCGGACUCCUCGGAUCCUAAACCCAGCGAAGAGGGGGGACAUUGAGAAGCUCGUCCUUUUAAAACCCGGAAGGCCCUCGCGGAGCAUGGAGAUCGGAUAAGGCGGGGUGCUCCCCCGGUUUUCCGAUGUGUUGCAAAUCUAAGAGCUUCUUUCUCGCUUUUUUUUUUUUUUCUGUAACUACCCCCCCCCCCCACCCUUUUGCUUCAGGGUUGCAAAAGCAAAGAGCAAUAAAAAAAAAAAAAAAAAAAAAAAACCGCGCACACACUCAGACACACACCAGUGGCGACAGGGGAGAGUUGGAAAGACGCAGGAGAGAAGCAGGAGGCAGGAGGCAGCGGGGAUGGAGCAAUGGGAGCGGGAAGCAGGCAGGUUUCCUUGCAAAUCCCCCUCCGGCCUCACGCCGCCUCGCCGGCCCCGGCAGGGGAGCGAGGACCCCGGCGAACAGAUGGAGGAGUGGAGCUCGCUCUAGGCAGCUGGGCUUGGCCGGAGAAUGGAGGAGCCACCAAGCGACCGGCUGAUUGGAAGAGAAACGCAGAGCGAUGGAGGCGGGGGUAGGAGGACGAUUUCUCUGCGGGGACUGGCGGCGGCGUACACGCCCGGGUCGGGCGCUGCAGAGCUUGGCUGGCUUUCAACCCGCGCUCGCCGGCUCCAGCCCCGCGCGCCCCCACCCCUAGCCCUCCCGGCGGCUCCGCAGGGUGAGGUGGCUUUGACCCCGGGUUGCCCGGCCAGCACGACCGAGGAGGUGGCUGGACAGCUGGAGGAUGAACGGAGAAGCCGACUGCCCCACAGACCUGGAAAUGGCCGCCCCCAAAGGCCAAGACCGUUGGUCCCAAGAAGACAUGCUGACUUUACUGGAAUGCAUGAAGAACAACCUUCCAUCCAAUGACAGCUCCAAAUUCAAAACCACCGAAUCACAUAUGGACUGGGAAAAAGUUGCAUUUAAGGACUUCUCUGGAGACAUGUGCAAGCUCAAAUGGGUGGAGAUUUCUAACGAGGUGAGGAAGUUCCGUACAUUGACAGAAUUGAUCCUCGAUGCUCAGGAACAUGUUAAAAAUCCUUACAAAGGCAAAAAACUGAAGAAACACCCAGACUUCCCAAAGAAGCCCCUGACCCCUUAUUUCCGCUUCUUCAUGGAGAAGCGGGCCAAGUAUGCGAAACUCCACCCUGAGAUGAGCAACCUGGACCUAACCAAGAUUCUGUCCAAGAAAUACAAGGAGCUUCCGGAGAAGAAGAAGAUGAAAUAUAUUCAGGACUUCCAGAGAGAGAAACAGGAGUUCGAGCGAAACCUGGCCCGAUUCAGGGAGGAUCACCCCGACCUAAUCCAGAAUGCCAAGAAAUCGGACAUCCCAGAGAAGCCCAAAACCCCCCAGCAGCUGUGGUACACCCACGAGAAGAAGGUGUAUCUCAAAGUGCGGCCAGAUGCCACUACGAAGGAGGUGAAGGACUCCCUGGGGAAGCAGUGGUCUCAGCUCUCGGACAAAAAGAGGCUGAAAUGGAUUCAUAAGGCCCUGGAGCAGCGGAAGGAGUACGAGGAGAUCAUGAGAGACUAUAUCCAGAAGCACCCAGAACUGAACAUCAGUGAGGAGGGUAUCACCAAGUCCACCCUCACCAAAGCUGAACGCCAGCUCAAGGACAAGUUUGAUGGGCGACCCACUAAGCCACCUCCGAACAGCUACUCGCUGUACUGCGCAGAGCUCAUGGCCAACAUGAAGGACGUGCCCAGCACGGAACGCAUGGUGCUGUGCAGCCAGCAGUGGAAGCUGCUGUCCCAGAAGGAGAAGGACGCGUAUCACAAGAAGUGUGACCAGAAAAAGAAAGAUUACGAGGUGGAGCUGCUCCGUUUCCUCGAGAGCCUGCCUGAGGAGGAGCAGCAGCGGGUCUUGGGGGAGGAGAAGAUGCUGAACAUCAACAAGAAGCAGGCCACCAGCCCCGCCUCCAAGAAACCAGCCCAGGAAGGGGGCAAGGGCGGCUCUGAGAAGCCCAAGCGGCCCGUGUCGGCCAUGUUCAUCUUCUCGGAGGAGAAGCGGCGGCAGCUGCAGGAGGAGCGGCCUGAGCUCUCCGAGAGUGAGCUGACCCGCCUGCUGGCCCGAAUGUGGAACGACCUGUCUGAGAAGAAGAAGGCCAAGUACAAGGCCCGGGAGGCGGCGCUCAAGGCUCAGUCCGAGAGGAAGCCCGGCGGGGAGCGCGAGGAACGGGGCAAGCUGCCUGAGUCCCCCAAGAGAGCUGAGGAGAUCUGGCAACAGAGCGUCAUCGGCGACUACCUGGCCCGCUUCAAGAAUGACCGGGUGAAGGCUUUGAAAGCCAUGGAAAUGACCUGGAAUAACAUGGAAAAGAAGGAGAAACUGAUGUGGAUUAAGAAGGCAGCCGAAGACCAAAAGCGAUACGAGAGAGAGCUGAGUGAGAUGCGGGCACCUCCAGCUGCUACAAAUUCUUCCAAGAAGAUGAAAUUCCAGGGAGAACCCAAGAAGCCUCCCAUGAACGGUUACCAGAAGUUCUCCCAGGAGCUGCUGUCCAAUGGGGAGCUGAACCACCUGCCGCUGAAGGAGCGCAUGGUGGAGAUAGGCAGCCGCUGGCAGCGCAUCUCCCAGAGCCAGAAGGAGCACUACAAAAAGCUGGCCGAGGAGCAGCAAAAGCAGUACAAGGUACACCUGGACCUCUGGGUCAAGAGCCUGUCUCCCCAGGACCGUGCAGCAUAUAAAGAGUACAUCUCCAACAAACGUAAGAGCAUGACCAAGCUGCGAGGCCCAAACCCCAAAUCCAGCCGGACUACUCUGCAGUCCAAGUCGGAGUCCGAGGAGGAUGAUGAAGAGGAUGAGGAUGAUGAGGACGAGGAUGAAGAGGAGGAAGAUGAUGAGAAUGGGGACUCCUCUGAAGAUGGCGGUGACUCCUCCGAGUCCAGCAGCGAGGACGAGAGCGAGGAUGGGGACGAGAAUGAAGAGGAUGAUGAGGACGAAGAUGAUGACGAGGAUGACGAUGAGGAUGAAGACAACGAGUCCGAGGGCAGCAGCUCCAGCUCCUCCUCCUCAGGGGACUCCUCAGACUCUGACUCCAACUGAGGCUCAGCCCCACCCCAGGGCAGCCAGGGAGAGCCCAGGAGCUCCCCUCCCCAACUGACCACCUUUGUUUCUCCCUCAUGUUCUGUCCCCUGCCCCCCUGGCAUCCCCCACUUUCUUUCUUUCUUUAAAAAAAAAAAAAAAUACGGUGGGGGUAGGGGGCUGGAGGAGCCCAGGCCAGGACUCUGCAGCCUCAGAGACAUCAGCCUUGGGGGGUCCUCCUCCAGGGACAGCAACCAUCAGACUAAGCCAGCACCGGACCAGCCUGGCCCACCCCACCGACUUCUGCACUUGCAGUUCCGGCAUGGACAGUAUACCGGAGAGUGGGGGUGGGGGGGUCCCAAAGAGUUCGAUGAGGCCCUCCACACCUGCAGCCCAAUCCAAGGUGGGGUGGAAGCUUGGGGAAGACCCAUUCCUUCCCAGAGGGGCCUGCCACCUGGACCCCUGCAUUGGAACUGGAGGCAGGAAAUGUGGGGAGAGGAGGGCUGGUGCCUUUGAGAAAACAGGCGCUGCCCUGGUGGCCCUCUCCCCUGCCCCCUGCAGGAAGGAGCUGCCUGGACCCAUUCAUGGGGGAGGGGGCAGAAGUGUUUUUUAUAUAUGUGUAUAUAUUUUUUUUUAAGCUCUGAGCUGUCAACGAGACGUUUCCUACCGA